Arachis ipaensis is the source of this 3121-nucleotide messenger RNA. NCBI's taxonomy places the organism in Eukaryota, Viridiplantae, Streptophyta, Magnoliopsida, Fabales, Fabaceae. The record is from RefSeq and is a predicted model, not a curated record.
UAAUGUUUUUUUGUCUGACAAAAUCUUAAAUUCAAACGUCGUCGUUCUUGCAAGGAGAAACAAAACGUUAAAAACAACAAAUCCUAGGGAUAGACACCUUCUCCGUCCGUUCGCCACCUUCACCUCCGGCGGCGCUCCUAGUAUCGCUAGCUUAGCCUCUGCCUUCUUUGUUGUUCUGCUGCUGGUGCUUCUUCACUUCUUCCGCCAAUCUGAUUUUGUGCUUCUUAUCUCCCUCUCAUUCGACGGCGACGCCGUCUUCAUUCUCCCCUCCGUCUCUCUCGCUCGGUCUUGUUCUGCUUCCCUUACAGCCCUUCUGGUCUCGUUCUACCGUUGGUCGCCGCUUGCUCCAUUAAGUCUAUUUACUUGUAAAAUCUGUCCAAGAAUGCAAGAACUGUAAGAGGAAGAGGAAGGCCUUGUUACAGUUAGAAUUAGUGGUCCUAGUGGCUCUGGAGUCUGGAGAAUUAAGGUAUUGAUAUAUUCUUGUUGCUUUGGUUUCAUCUUAAUCGUUGACUUCUUUUCUCAAUUUCAUGGUUCCAAUGUUGCUUGUAGAUUUCAAUAACUUGAUGACGAAUCGUAUUUUUCUUUUGGUAAAAUGUUAUAUACAUCUUAUGGAAACAUUUGAGCAAUAUCUAAUCAAUUUACUAUGGAUAGAUAUACACAGCUGUUAUAGUUAGUUCUUAAAAGCAGUUAGACUCUUGAGAUAGCCAUGUAUAGCAUUCAGGGUAAGUUGCUGAAACUACAAACAUUUUUUUUGGCAUCUAGAAAUAAAAGGGAAACACAGUGGAACAACUAAGAUGCAGGAAUUAUCUCCUUCCUAAUGGUCUCUUCCAAUUUUUUUUGGGUGUCUAGAAACUAUAAACAUUGUUUGAUAAGCCUUAAAUGACUCUGAACUUUUAAAGUUAACAAAGGGUAUAAAUACCUCUUACUUUUUACAUUGGUAGUUUCUUACCUUGUAAUGUUUUUGCUUUAUUUGGUUUCUAAGAGAGAAAUUCUUCCUUCAUUUUAAAGGCUUAUCCAUUUGAUUGUAUCAUCACCAAGAAUGCCAAUGACCCAAAAUACAAUUUUGAGGAACUGAUUCUUGGAUAGAAGUUAGUACAUAACAAGUUGUUUCUAACUUUUUGAGGUCAUGGGGUUAUAUUAGCAGAGCAUCACCAAUUCAUAAAGAUUAAAUGAUAUAGAUCCUUGUACCCAGUUUUUAUGGUUCAAAAGUGAAGCCGGGGUAACACCACUGUGGAUGGCGACUCAAAUCCUCAUAUUAAAACGCUUCCCAAUAACCACGAAACCUCUAUCUCUCUCCUUCUCAUAUUCUUCAUCCUCCGAGGAUGUGGUAGAAACCGCCAUAUGCAUCCUCACCCACAACCGGUCCAAAUCCCGUUGGACCACCCUCCACUCCCUUUACCCCAACGGCUUUAGCCCCAUCCAAUUUUCCCGAAUUGCCCUCGGCAUAAAGAACAAACCCCACCUCGCCCUCCAUUUUUUCCAAUGGACCAAAUCCAAAUCACUUUGCAACCACAACCUUCACUCUUACUCCACCAUCAUCCACCUUCUCGCACGUGCCCGCCUCAAAACUCAUGCACAAGAAGCCAUCACUGUUGCCAUUCGGGCCUCCCUAAACCACGAACAUUCUAGUUUAGAUUCGCCACCUUUGAAGCUCUUUGAGCACCUUAUCAAGACCUACCGGCUCUGUGAUUCUGCCCCCUUCGUCUUCGACUUGUUGAUUCGCUCUUGUUUGGAGUCCAAUAAGCUUGAACCUUCGAUUCAGAUCGUUAGAAUGUUAAUGUCCCGCGGGAACAUUCCCAAAGUUUGCACAUUGAACAGUUUGCUUUCUAGGGUUUGCAAGCUUCAAGGUUUUGAUGCUGGCCAUGGGAUUUAUAGGGAGUUUUUUGGGUUGGUUGAGGUAAACGACAAGAUUUUGAAAAGGGGUUUUGGUUUUAGGGUAUCCCCUAAUGCACAUACCUAUAAUGUAUUGAUGCUACGUUGUUAUCAGGAUGGUUUGAUGAGGAAAGUUGAAGAAAUUUGGAAUGAGAUGGGUACAUCGAAUUGUGCACCCAAUGCAUAUAGCUACACUCUAUUGAUGGCUGCUUUUUGUGAUGAAGGAAGAAUGGUGGAUGCUGAGAGGUUGUGGGAAGAAAUGGAGAAUAAAAAAAUGGAACUUGAUGUUGUUUGUUAUAAUACUAUCAUUGGUGGGUUUUGCAAAAUUGGAGAUGUUGGUAGAGCUGAGGAGUUUUUCACAAAGAUGCAAUUGGGUGGUAUUGACAGCACUAAUGCAACUUAUGAGCAUUUUGUUAAGGCAUAUUGCAGUGUUGGGGAUGUUGAUUCAGCUGUUCUUGUAUAUAAUGAUAUGUGUAGGAUGGGAUUUAGGCCUUGUGCAUCGAUCCUUGACAUGAUGGUUGUGUUACUUUGUGAUAAGUGUAGGGUUGAAGAAGCAAUUGAGUUUCUUGGGAAUGCAGUUUGUAGAUAUGAUUUGGUUCCCAAAGAGAAGAGUUAUGAGGUGUUGAUAAAGGGGUUGUGUUCUGAAGGGAAAAUGGAAAAAGCUUUGAAGCUUCAAGCAGAGAUGGUAGGAAUAGGGCAUCAUCAACCAAAUUUAGAGAUAUAUAGUGCUUUUGUUGAUGGGUACACUAGGCAAGGGAAGGAUGAAAUGGCAGAAAGUUUGAGGAAGGAAAUGGUGCAAACACAGAUGCAGAGUUUCAGAAAAUAGUACUUUCUAUUUUUACUUUAUUGUUGAAAUUUAUUUGACAAUUUUUUUUAUAGGUAUUGGUGGUCUUGCAUGUAUCUAAGAUAAAUUGUUAUCACAAUGUUGUUUAGCUAUAGAUGACAUUUUAAUUUUUACAUAGAAAUCAAAGCUUGAGAUUGGAUCGAAGUGUGGUAAUGAUCUUAUUAAUACAAAAAGAUCAUUAAAAUUCUCUCAUGGGUGUUUUUGUCCUCCAAAGCUUUGGAUGCCUUACUCCAUUCCCAUGGGAGUUUUUGCCCUCCACAACUUCGCAACGGGUACAUAUAUGCAAUCAUGGUCUUCUUUUUAUGGUUUCUGUUUUCGCAACCUUUCUUUUUAACCUUAGACUAUUACCAUCUUUGUAAUUCUAAUUUAAUUCCCCUGAAUAAUGUAAGCUUAAUUUUGGUUUUA